AUGCAUCCCGCGUAUUAUAUCGUUUUCGGAAUUGUGUUCGUUAAAAUUGGUUUUGUGAAUGGUGGUUUAAUAAAUAAAGAAUAUAUUGAACGGGGAGCUGUGAUUUCAAAUGAAAGGAAUGAAGAAGCCACGCCAACAUAUACAAAUAAUAAAAAAUAUUUAAUACCUGACGAUCGAGAAGCAAACAAUUACGAUGAUGUUGUCAUAGAGAUACAAAAUUUAAGAUUUAAAAGAAGUAAUUUUUCACUAUUAGGUUCUUUGCAAACCGUUCCUAAUAAAUUAUAUUCUAAAAUAUCAGAGUCGUUGAAAAAAAAUGUAAAUAAAGCAAAAGCAUUAGCUGGAAUAUUACAAUCAGCAGCACAAAAUAAAAAUGACAACGAAACUUGUGAAAAUAAAGACAAUGAUAUGACAAAUACAUGUACUAACAUGUCUCCUGAAACAAAUACCACUACUACUACUACUACUAUCAUUAAUGUCAAUAUUGAAGGAAACAAUACAUUACAUGCUGAAAAAAAUGAUAUUGUUCAUAAUGGGACUGAAAUAAAUGCUGAAAAUAAUAUUGUGUCUAAUUUAAACCACACAAUACAAAAUAAUAACAAAACAGAACUAAAUAAUGUAAAUGGUGGUUUGCCAGUUAAUGAAAAUCAAACAACACUCAUUGACCAGGAAAAUUCAGAAAAAAACAAACAUGAAGGAAAUAGUAACCAUACAGUUAUGGAAGGACAUGAAAACGAAUCAAUAAAUCAAAUUAAUAUUGAAAAAACAAAAGGAUCAGAGGAAAAAAUUAAUGAAAAUGAAAAACCUAAUGUCGAACAGGAAAUUCAUUCUGUUAAUAAUUCAAAAACGGUUGAAAUCGAUAGUGAACUUACUAGAAUUUUGCAACAAAAAGUUUUUUUUAAGGAUGGUAAUGAAACUCUCGAGUCUUUAUUGAAAAAAACAAUGGAAGAGGAAAUGGAAAAAAGAAAUACGACUACAUCUUCUCCAAGAACAAUACAUGAAACCCUAAAUUCAAUUCCUCCGAGAAUUAAUAGCGAAACAUUUGAAAAAGGAGAACCGGAAAUGAGUAAUAAUGUAACUCAUUCGACGGAAAAGAGUUUAUUAGAGAAAGAAAAUACAGAAAAAUACGAUUUAGUCGAUAAAAAUAAUUUUGUUAAUGAUAUUAAUAUAACAACAAACACGAGCUCGUAUAAAAAUGAAGAAAAUAAAUCAAUCGAAACGUCUACUUUUCCAGGAGAUGUGAAUAAUAAUAAUAAUUUAACCGUUAUUAAUAACUCAACAAUAUCAGAUAAAAUGAAGGAUUUAUUAAAUAAAAUUAACGAAACUAUCGGUACCACAAACACAUUUCCACAAACUCACAUUACAUUUAAAAAUGAUGAAGGAGCGACAACAGUUUCAAGUUUUGACAAAAAUCCAUCACCAAACAAGGAACAAAAUGCCGCCAUAUUUUUGCAAACGGAUACGUGGAAUUGCACUUAUUCAAAUUUACAUUUAAACAUAGAAAAUAGAUCGUUGGAAUAUGGUCGAACAUUAAUAAAAGCUCCAAUGAAGUGCGCAGCAGGUGAACAAUUAAUUAAUUCAAAAUGUCGUAAAGUGUAUGGCAUUUAA
Pediculus humanus corporis (human body louse) is the source of this 1605-nucleotide messenger RNA. RefSeq names its product Ring-infected erythrocyte surface antigen, putative. The transcript is spliced from 2 exons. Bases 1 to 1605 code for a protein of 534 amino acids. The record is from RefSeq and is a predicted model, not a curated record. NCBI's taxonomy places the organism in Eukaryota, Metazoa, Arthropoda, Insecta, Psocodea, Pediculidae.